Ustilago hordei is the source of this 573-nucleotide messenger RNA. RefSeq lists its product as uncharacterized. The coding region runs from base 1 to 573 and encodes 190 amino acids. Gene Ontology annotation, biological process: vesicle-mediated transport. Gene Ontology annotation, cellular component: membrane. The record is from RefSeq and is a predicted model, not a curated record. Lineage: Eukaryota; Fungi; Basidiomycota; Ustilaginomycetes; Ustilaginales; Ustilaginaceae. The transcript has 2 exons.
AUGUCGUGGUUCAAAUCCAACGCAGCCCCCUCUGGCGGCACCACCUCCACCUCAUUCUCCAACCCAUUCGCCAACACCGGCUCCUCACGAUGGAUCAAUAUGGACACGCAACAAGUCAAGAACUUCUCGGGAGAACUCACAGGCGAAUCCGACGCAUUCUCCAAAACGUUCGGUAUCGAACUUACUCGACAACAACGUAUGAUCGGUUUCGUUGCCUGUACUCUCGGUGGAUUUGUGCUCUCGAUCCUCGGCACAGUCCUUCUCGUUACCGGAUCAAUAUCAGUUUUCGUAGUGCUGUAUACGGUAGGAGUGCUGGUAGCUUUGACAGGAACAGGGUUUUUGAUUGGAUUCAUGAAGCAGUUCCAACAGAUGUUCAAACCGGUCCGGAUCGCGUUUACACUGGUGAUGAUCGUGGCGUUCAUCAUGGUUUGGGUGUCGGUGUUUGCGAUCGAUAGUACCAUUUUGGCGGUAAUCUUUGUUAUUGUGCUGUACGUCGCUUUCUUGCUCUAUUCGUUGAGCUAUAUUCCGUUCGUUAUCGACUUUAUCAAGAGAAUGUUGAGCAAGCUCUUCUGA